AUUUGUGUAGUUAAUAAGAACUUCUCUUACCUGCCGUUAGUACGGAUGGAGACCUGGUUUUGGAUUCUUGGAUGGGUUCUUUCCUUUCUUGCCAUCGCUGGAAAUGGAUUUACAAUCUUCCUCGUCUGCAGCAGACGAAAUCUCCGCACCAAAACCAACGCGUUUAUUGUUUCACUUGCAGUGGCGGAUUUUUGUGUUGGUUUGAGCGUUGUUCCUUCUUUGUUCGCAUGCGACGUUACAAACACCUGCUACUGGCCUAAGGUUUUUCCUUCAUGGAAAGAUGUCGUAAGGUGGCUGUUUAGCUACUUGUCUGUUUUAAACUUGUGUUCUCUGGUGCUCGACCGUUAUAUCGCCAUCGUAAAGCCUUUUAAAUACAUAACUUUUAUGACUCGAUCUCGUGUUAUUCAAGUGAUAACUUCCUGUUGGAUAGCGUCAUUUACGCUGGUUGCGUUCAAGACCGCACUUCGGCUUUGCUGCGAGACCCCUCUGACCAGUAUCGUUGCAGUUGUGGUUUUAAUGAUUUUCAUGGAAAUCGUUCCAUGCGUACUGCAAGUACUCUGUUUCGCGUCAAUGUUACUUCAUGUAUGGAAACAUGAUCGGUCAACACGCACCCUAGCAAAACAGUUACGUUUUAACCAUCGGGUAUCUUUUAAAACCCAUCACGAGAAGUCUGCAGUAAUAAUGAUGGGUAUUGUGAUAGGAGUGUUUGUUGUGUGCUACGGAAUAUAUUUGCGUUGUAGUCUGUUAGUAGUAUUCGACACAAAUGCAUCAUGUAAAGAUGAACAAUACAAAAUUCCUGUAUUGGUUUUAAACUCGGCCAUUAACCCACUGUCUUAUGCUUUUUUCAAAAGAGACAUAAAGAAAGAGUUUAAAAGGCGUAUCAGUCAGGUGGUUUAA
Molecule: messenger RNA, 897 nt
Organism: Porites lobata
Lineage: Eukaryota; Metazoa; Cnidaria; Anthozoa; Scleractinia; Poritidae
Source: the annotation of a GenBank genome assembly